GCCUUUCGUGACAAAAAUGGAAGAGUGUUUAUGGACUUAUGGAAUCUAGAGACUCGGAUCCAAAAUCUUUGGGCCUUUACAUGGCUAAAUCCUUAAACAAAUAUGGUAUUCUUUACUGCCACAUGGUUGAGCCAAGAAUGAAGACAGUUGGAGAAAUAUGUGACUGUCCCCAUAGUCUUGUGCCAAUGAGAAAGGCUUUUAAGGGUAACUUUUUUGUUGCUGGGGGUUAUGACAGGGAAGAUGGGAACAGAGCUAUUGCAGAAAACCAUACAGAUCUUGUUGUUUAUGGUCGUCUGUUUUUAGCCAAUCCAGAUUUGCCUAAGAGAUUUAAGCUCAAUGCUCCUCUCAACAAGUACAACAGAGACACAUUCUACAUAUCUGACCCUGUCCUUGGAUACACUGAUUAUCCAUUCCUUGAAGACAUUGUUAGGUUUUCAAGGAGAAGAGUGAAAAUAUAUUGUCCAAAAACAUUGCCCUAUGUAAUUUCUUUCUUGUUUUUCGUGUUUUCAUUGUACUGUACAAGUGCAACAAAAAAAUUUGAUAGAUCUAAAUAAUUUUGAAGUGGUUA
Molecule: messenger RNA, 568 nt
Organism: Quercus robur (English oak)
Lineage: Eukaryota; Viridiplantae; Streptophyta; Magnoliopsida; Fagales; Fagaceae
Product: 12-oxophytodienoate reductase 2-like
Exons: 1
Coding region: 39-554 (171 amino acids)
Molecular function (GO): oxidoreductase activity; FMN binding
Source: RefSeq, a predicted model, not a curated record